CGGUGCCCCCGGACCCUGUCAGGAAGUAUCGCCUCCACGCCAGUAACGGGGCAGGGUUAGGAGGACCACUAGGUGUAAAGGCUACUCGGACCUCCCAGUCUAUAGGUGUCGCUGUUGCGCGUUAUCACAACCUGUUCCCGAGCUCCUAAUACUAGUGAUAAAGAUUCGGUUAAUUGGCGCUCUGAGUCCCUAGGUGUCGCUAUUGCGUCCCUACCAAAAUAUGUCCCCAGUCGCACACCGUACGGGAAGUAUAGCCGCUACUAGUGGUGGUAGGAUUACAGUGUGUCCACUGUUCGGGCCGCUCGGACCUCCGGGGCUGUAGGUGGCGCUGUAAAUCUACUUCAGGAAGUGUCCCCCAGCGGUGUGUUCAGUGCUGGUAAGCAGGACACGGCGAGGAAAUGGCCAGCAAAGUGAUACGUGUCAUGCGUUACCGCAGAGCAAACUUAAUGUGAAGCCCGCCGGGGGUGACCUUAGAACAAAGAGUGAGGAGAGCUGAUCCCAGGGCCAUCUGCUGCCCUUAUCUCCCAGCACUACAACUCCCAGCAUGCUCUGCGCACUUAUAAACAGCUUAGGUGUGGGUAAAUGCUUUUAUUUGGACUUACAACAAUAAUUUACGGUAAAAUUCCUUUAAUCUGGAACCCAGUACUCCGACAAUCCUGAUAAUCUGGCAUCCACUCAAAAUGGUCAUGAAUCGGACUUUAAACCAGUGGCGACUAAUAGUUCGGAGUCUUACGAGAGCAGAGGAGGAAGACUGAACAACAGAAAAGAGUUCAGAGGAAGGUUUUAAAGUGGCUGAGAAAGCUUCAAGACGGCAGACCGACCCAAGAGGUUUGUAGAAAACUCUGCCAGUAUCCAAGAUGGAAGACAAAUCCAUUCAAGGCCCUUCUGUUAAAAGGAAACAUGUAACACUUACAAUCCCUCAAAAACUCGAAAUUAUUAGAAGACUUGAAAGUGGUGAAAGCCGCACCUCCAUUAUGGAGGAAUUCAACAUUGGCUCGUCCACCAUCUAUGACAUUAAAAAACGUAAGGACCAACUAUGUUCCUUUGUAGCAUCCAGUGAAACCAUGAGAGGCCUUAUGAAGCGGCAAACGUUAAAGCAGCCCAAGUUAGCUCAGUUGGAUAAGGUGGUGUACAGGUGGUUUACGGAUAUGCGAUCUCAAGGAAUAACUGUUACGGGACCGAUGAUCAUCGAUAAAGCCAAAGCCUUCUAUGCGGAAAUGGAAAUAACAGAAAAGUGUAUAUUUUCUGAUGGAUGGUUAAGGAACUUCAAGGAACGCCAUGGCAUUAGGAAGAUGUCUAGCACUGGUGAACUGUGUACAGAAGAUGCAGAGGCUACAGAAGGGUAUAGUGAAUUUUUUAGUACGCUUCUAAAAGAGCAAAAAUUACUACCAACUCAGAUUUAUAAUGGUGAAGGGUUUGUAGAAGAGUGGAUGGUAGUUGAUAAGGACACGCCUGUUGUUCAGUACAAUGAAGAUGACUUUCCAAAUGUUAAAAUCCUUCAAGUGGCAAGUGAAGAAGAGGAGGAGAAGGAGGUCAUCACAGAGCCCAAAAGGAAAUACACCUGGAAUCAGGCUUCAGAAUUUAUUACAAAGUUUGUCGAGUUUGCUGAAACCAGUAGUCAUUACACUCCAGCGGAAGUCAUGAAUCUACGCAUAGUUCUUGAUAAUUUUUACCAGAAAAAAGCUUCAUUCAUGAAACAGUUGCACCACAAAGGUGUAUACAAAAAACGCUCAAAAAGAACAUCCUCACAAAAGUCUACUCCAACUACCUCCAUCAUUGUGAAGACUAUUGAUCCCCACACUCCUGAGAGAUCCAUCUCACCCGUGUCUAUAGAAUAUAAAGUGGUGGAGCUUGAUGGAUCAGAUGAUGCAGUAGAAGAAAUCAAAUUAGAAGACACCUCCGAUUAGCUGUGCAGACCAAAUUUUUGUAAGGGUCCAUCCUUGUUUACAGUAACUUCUCAAGUUAUUUGGCCCAGGAACCCCAUAACCAAAUCUCACAUACCUAUGUAACCUGGACCCUAGAGUAAGUGAAGCUUAGUUGUGGGGUUCCUGGGCAAACGUGUCCUCAAACCUAGAUCUCAGCUUUGAGCGACAUUACUAUUUUAAGUGUAUUAAGUUCUUUUUUUACUUUAUUUUGGACUAUAGCUUUAGGUUUGCUGAGAUUUUUUCAUUAAUUGAAAAGUUACUGUAAUUCAACUUUUUUAUAGAAAAUAAUAAUAAAGUGAUAGUAGCAUAUUUUGUUUCAUUUUAUUUUGGACUGCACACUAAUCCCCCUUUUGAGCUACACAUCUUCCUGAGGAUAUCGACUCUUAA
Messenger RNA from Hyla sarda, 2312 nucleotides. It is a transcript of the gene MRPL23, whose product is annotated as mitochondrial ribosomal protein L23. The record is from RefSeq and is a predicted model, not a curated record. NCBI's taxonomy places the organism in Eukaryota, Metazoa, Chordata, Amphibia, Anura, Hylidae. The coding region runs from base 858 to 1907 and encodes 349 amino acids. Gene Ontology annotation, cellular component: nucleus; mitochondrial large ribosomal subunit; ribosome. Gene Ontology annotation, biological process: mitochondrial translation. Gene Ontology annotation, molecular function: DNA binding; structural constituent of ribosome. The transcript is spliced from 3 exons.